This is a messenger RNA of Pogoniulus pusillus (Red-fronted tinkerbird), 1670 nucleotides long. RefSeq names its product meiotic kinetochore factor (gene MEIKIN). The transcript has 12 exons. Gene Ontology annotation, cellular component: kinetochore. NCBI's taxonomy places the organism in Eukaryota, Metazoa, Chordata, Aves, Piciformes, Lybiidae. The coding region runs from base 278 to 1483 and encodes 401 amino acids. The record is from RefSeq and is a predicted model, not a curated record. Gene Ontology annotation, biological process: homologous chromosome segregation; male meiosis chromosome segregation; female meiosis chromosome segregation.
GGGCAGAAUCCAUAGGAGCAGAACGGGAGCGAACCGAGGCGACCCCGCCACGGCCCCGCCUGCUCGCCGCACCUGCUGCCCGUACCCGCCCGAGGGCAGCGGCGGGGCGGGGUGAGGGCGCCCCCUGCUGCCGGCCGUCGGUGCCGUCACGCAUGCGAGGUGGAGGAGAGGGGCCCGAGGGCGGUCGGGGCCCGUUGGCCUUGGCUGGGGGCGUCUCGCUCGCUCUCUUCGCUUCCUUCCCGCCUCUCAGGGGCUUGCCGAGGGGCGGCGGCGCGGCAUGGAACGGUACCCCUGGCAGGGUGUUUGCCGGGAGGCAACGGCACCGCUGAAGAAGCGCCGCUUGUCCCCUCUGCCGGAGGCCCUCGGUAGCCGGGCCGGCAGCUCCCAGCCAUGCCGCCGGCAGCUCUUCAGGAACGCAGGCCCCCGCAGCGGCGCGGAGCCCGGCCGCCUGAAGAGAAAGCCCAAUGUGAACACUCUAGUGAAAAUUAAGGAAAAUAGUGAAAUCACCCAAGUGAUACAGACAUACAGCCAAAGCAAUCAAGUGAAUGUCCAAGGAGAAACAGAUCUGGAAAUAAAAGAAGAUAAAAUAGAAGAAAGCACUGUACAGAUACAGGAAUCCCUGUUAAUCAACUUUGAAAGUAAAAAAAGCUUGAAAAGUACUGAUGUGACUUCAAGUACAGGAAUGACUCUUCCCACAGGUGUUUCCACCUUUCUCCUAGAGUGUUUAGAUACAGACUCAACUGAAGAGUAUAACACAGGUCCUAGUACCAGCCUGAGAAGUUUGCCAUCCCCUGAAAUGUUCAGAGAUGAUGGUUCAGAAAGAAGUAAUUUUGACCUUGUGGACUUUGGCAAGUACAAGAACUCCACUCUCCUGGACUCCAGCAAAGCGGUGGCCAUAGAUAAGUUCCCCCAUAUCUCAAAUCUUUCAGCAAUAUUAGAACCUACAGUGGAGGAAUUUCCAGACCAAUACAUCAGAAGAAAGAAACUUUCACAUUGCAAUUAUACUUCAUCAUUAAGUGUUUCAACUAUUGUGGCAGGGAAAAAAGUCUGUAAAAUUACAGCUGCAAGAGAGAGAACUCCAAACCUAAAAACUGGUAUGCGCCGUUCCUCACCGUUAGGACCGGAAAGAAAGCCUGACAAUCAAAGUGCUAAACUUAAAAGGCAGAUAUCUAAGGUAAAAGGAAAACAAUCUAAUACCUCAGAAGAAGGACCAUCAUCACUCCAACUGUGUGGUGCCCCAGGAAACACUUCAGCCAGAGCGGUGGGGUUGGCAGCAGAAGCACUGCCACAUGAACGGAGAGGUUCUGUAAGGCCUCAGUGUGGCAGAGGAGAACUCUGCUCUAUUGUCAGAAUGUCACCACCCCAGAAGCUUUCCAGGCUUCACCAAAUUCCAGCUGACACCAAAGCAUUCAGCUUUCCCAAAAGGCUGCCUGAAGAUAACAUUACGAGUACUGAAAACUGGAUCUACUGUAAGCCCAGAUGAAAUUUCUGGCUUUCAGCAGGAGUCAAAAGAAGAAAUUACUGUCUUGCUGCUGUGGCAGGGAGGUGAAACAGAUCUACCAACCAGUAAUUAAUGGUUUUGUGGGUUUUUGGCACAUACACUGUUUGAAUUUUAGUCUAAUGGUUGUAAAUAUUCAAUCUUAUUAAAUUGUUUUGUGGCAGCAACUAAA